Sinocyclocheilus anshuiensis is the source of this 3420-nucleotide messenger RNA. RefSeq names its product nuclear pore complex protein Nup160-like. Bases 45 to 3398 code for a protein of 1117 amino acids. Gene Ontology annotation, cellular component: nuclear pore. The transcript has 27 exons. Gene Ontology annotation, molecular function: structural constituent of nuclear pore. The record is from RefSeq and is a predicted model, not a curated record. NCBI's taxonomy places the organism in Eukaryota, Metazoa, Chordata, Actinopteri, Cypriniformes, Cyprinidae.
AAGGCGGAAGCGCGGCGAUCAGUCCCAGGGUGCACCGCGGGAAGAUGGCGGUUGUGCUAGAAAAGAGUUACAUAGAAAUCUGCGGCUUCGAAAGAGAGUCUCUUUUACGAUUCAGACAGAUCACACUGAAUCUGGGUGUUGGACUUCACUUCGGCGGUGUGAAGUAUGCAGACAGUGCAGGGGGAUUCUCAUAUGAGGACAGCGGGAAGCUCCUCUCAGUCACCAGCAACAGAUUCAUCCACUGGUCCACCUCAGGUGACACGGUUCAGUUUGUCGAGCAGUCGCUGGACACUAAUCUUCUGAAUAAUUCUGUUCGUCUGCAUAUCCCAAACUGCCUCUUGCUGCCCGGAGGAGUUUGCAUACAAGAGACCCUUAACAAUGUCAUUAUUCUGAUCGUCACCAGCCAGUCGGUUCAUCGCCUGGUGCUGCCGCACCCCACCCGCAUGUACCGCAGUGAUUUGGUCACUGAACUCCAGAUGCAGUCCAUUUUCACAGACAUUGGGAAGCUGAAUUUAAACGAACCAGCCCACAGUUACGUGCUCCCAUUUGCACAAGCAGUGCCAGCGAGCGCUCCGUCCACGUCAGCCGCCUGGAUCAGUCAUCAGGGGGAGGCAGUGUUCGCCCUCGCCUCGCCCUCAGGCAGCAUUACUGCAGUCACGUUGCCUGCUCAUGAUCAAGAUGGGACCGUGUCCAUUCAGGAGUUGAAACAGAGUUCAAUGAUGCAGCGGUUGGCCGGCUGGAUGCCCACAGCCAUCAGGGGAGAUCAGAGCAUUCCUGACCUGGCCAUCAGUCUGGCUGUCCACCAGCUAGAAGAUGACACUUUCAUUUUUGCACUGUGUCAGGAUCAUAAGCUGCGCAUGUGGUCGUUUAAGCAUCAGAUGUGUCUGUUGGUGACUGAUAUGUUGGAGUAUAUGCCUGCGGGUCGUGGGGAGGUGAAGGCUUCUCCAGCACUGGCUCAUAAGCUCCGUCUCUUCUUCUCCUCAUCCACCGGCCUGUGUCUGGCCAUCUACCUCGCAGUGCCCAAACGCAGUCAGUUCUGUGUGCUGCAGCUGGUGGCCAGUGAGAACAAUCGCUACAGCCUGGAUCACAUCUCAACACUGUUCACAACACAGGAAACGCUAGUGGAUUUUGUCUUGACGGCGAGUGAUAUUUGGGCUGUUUGGCUGGAUAAUGACGACCAGACUGUGGUGAAGUACAUCAGUUUUGAGCACAGCACCACAGGCAUGUGGAACCAGGUGUUUGUCCAGCCGUCACCAGAGGAGGAAGUUCACGUUGGUGAAGACCAAGACCCACGGGAAAUAUAUCUGGAUGUACUUUUUUCACCUCUACGUUUCACAGCCUCAGCCAUCAUUAAAGCUUUACAGAUUUACAAGCGAGGUACAGAGCGAUAUUCUGACUUGUCGUGGGAGGAGCUGAAGAAAGAGGUUACGGUCACAGUGGAAAAUGAGCUUCAGGGUAGCGUGACCGAGUACGAGUUCUGUCAGGAGGACUACCGUCUGCUGCAGGUGGAGUUCUGGUCCAAGUUUUACGCCUGCUGCCUGCAGUACCAGGAUGUGCUGUCCACGCCACUCGCCCUGCACAUCAGCCCUGCCACAGCCAUGGUCUGCGUCCUCAAGAAGGGCUUUGUGUCUUUCCUGUUACCCUGCUUUGCUGUCGACCAUCUUUACCUGUCCUCGGAUGAAUACCUGUUUUCUGAAGAGGAGACUCCAAUUGCUGAGGAUUCGAAUUUGAGCCGUGAUGUCCUGCAGCUCGUUCAGUGUCUCCGCAUGGUGAGCGAGUCUCUUCCAGAGGACAUGGCCUAUGAGAUGGACAAAGCCCUUGAAGACCUGCUGUCUCCAGAGAAAGUGUCGGAAAAAGUACUGGAGGGUCUUCUGGCCAGUGACAAUGAGAAUGUGAUUCAGGACAUUUUAAACAAACUGCAAGACAUCAGUAACCCCACUGUUGCAAUAAACACGCUGCUGAGAGAACUGGACCUGGAGGCUGAUGCAGAGACUGACACCAGACCCACUGGUCAGUCUCUGAGAGUGCGCAUUAGCCUCUCCCAGCUCUACGGCAGCAGUGUGGCCGCUAGUCUGAUCUGUCAAGCUGUGUGUCAGACCGCUAUGACACGAACUCUGCUCUGCAGAGACCUGCUCAUCCUGCAGCAGCUGUACCUGCGAAACGGAGAUAAUGUGUUUGUUGCAGGCGGUGCUCAGUUACUGCAGCUGCAGCAGGACUUGAUUCCUCGAUGCUCUAGUCUGCUGUGCUCAUAUCACCUGCUCAAACAGAUGAGCCUGACGCUGUCCUCAUCCGUUCCACUUGACAUACUAAAUGCUGAUCUUCAGCACCUGUCUGUUUUGGAGCUGUCCGACUCCUCAACUCCUACAUCCAGUAGAUCAGUGUUGAAUCCUCCAACUGUGGUGGAGUUGUUCUACCAGAAUGUGGCCCGUAAAGCCAUCAUGUCUCAGAUGCUCUCCCAGCAGGAUGUGGAGGGCAGUCAGGCCAUGUUGCACUGGCCACAAAUGAUCUCCAGUGUCCUGACACUACUCUGCCAGUUUCUCUGGCCCAGCAAUCCCAGUUUCCUCUUUCCUGAAUGCCUGAUGGUAAACUGCCAGUAUGCACAGCUGCAGGAAUAUGUUUGGUUAGUUGGGCCCUGGUGCCAGGUGAAUGUGGGAUCCUAUCGUUUUGUUUUGGGUCAUUGCUAUCUGGCCAGCGGUGAGGGCCAGAAGGCAUUGCAGUGUUUCCAGGAAGCAGCCGCUGAGGUGGAUAAAGAAGAGUUUUUAAUGAAACUCACAGGUUCAGAUGAAGAGGCAGCCACCGCAACUGCCCCACGAUUACUUUAUUACAACAAGGUUUUGCGGUUAUUGGAGGAUAUUGGUUUGCCAGAGCUUGUGAUUAAUUUGGCAACGUUGGCCAUAUCUGAAGCUGCCAAUGAUGAGAGAAGCCAGGCUGCUCUGUGGACUCGUAUAUUCAAGCAUCAUCUGGAUCUUGGACACAACAGUCAGGCAUACGAGGCCCUGACGCAGAACCCUGAUUCUAGCAGGCAACUGGACUGUCUCCGACAGCUGGUGGUGGUUCUGUGUGAACGCGCUCAACUCCGGGAUCUCGUCCAGUUCUUGUUUGUUAAUUUACAUGAUGAGGUGGUCAGCAUUAUUGAGUCUCGCGCGAGAGCUGUGGACCUCAUGACUCACAACUACUAUGAGCUUCUGUAUGCUUUUCAUAUCAAUCGUCACAACUAUAGGAAAGCCGGUACAGUGAUGUUUGAGUACGGUAUGCGUCUGGGCCGUGAGGUGCGAACUCUGCGCGGUCUACAGAAGCAGGUGAACUGUUAUCUAGCUGCCCUCAACUGCCUGCGUCUCGUUCAUCCGGACUACGCCUGGAUUGUGCAGCCUUCGUCUGGAGCAGCGGUAAGCAUCUGAAACAUUUUUAAUUCCUUAUGUG